UCGACGGGUAGCCACGCUUGGAAGUGUGACCGCAGUUGUCCGCUCGUCCGCAGAGGCGUCGCGAUGGUGCCCCGGGAGCGCGCUGUCCUGGCGGUGCUGCUGCUGUUCGCGGCGCAGGUGACCAUGGCAACCGGGGAGACCCGGUGUAAACCGGGCGAGUAUGAGGUUAACGGCCUUUGCCGCUCCAGCAAACUCUGCCCGGCUGGCCACUACGUCCGCGAAUACGUAGACCAGGACCACAGCAUCAGAGAGUGCAGGGAGUGCGAGUCUGGAACCUUCCGGGCCCACCCCAGUGAGGAGAGCAGCUGCAUGCCGUGUUCCCAGUGCCGGGAGGCAGAUCAGGAGGUGGUGACUGAAUGCUUCCCAACCAGCGACCGGCUAUGCCAGUGCAAGCAGGGCAGCUUCUACUGCGACUCCAAGCACUGCACGGAGAGCUGCUUCCGGUGCAAAAGGUGUGAAGACAGCACCAUCCUUCAACCCUGCAACGCCACAAGGGAUACAGUUUGCGCCGUAAAAAUUCAUCCAGAGGCUGGAAACCUAAACUGGUUGUGGAUCCCCCUUGCUGUGGCUACGGGCCUUUCCAUCGCCGUGGCCAUCAUCACUGUCACCUUUUGCCACUAUAGAAGAAGAGCUGCGUGGUUUUUCCAGUCGGUUGUCGGUUUUGUGAAACAAAAUCCAAAGGAGCCAGGCAGCCCUUCACCUAGAAGCAGCCAGCCCAAGGAGAUGCAGAUGCCCAUUGACCUUGAGAGGGGCCAACCAGCCCCUGGUGUGGAGACCAGGCCGCUGUCGGAGGUGGAAGACUCAGCCCUGGCGCCCAAGGCCAGGACCCGCCUGGGGCCCUCCAAGGACGCUGGGGAAAUCUUUGAGCUACAGGAGCUGGGGGCCAAAGGAAGUCCAGCAGCCCCAGAGCAGACACUACAACAGACUCAAGCUCCCGAGGCCCCCAGGCCCCCAGGCCAAGCAGAGGUGUCCCCUUCCCUCCGCAGCCUGGAGCAGGCUGGAAGUCGGAGAUCAAGGUGUCGGCAGGGUCACUUCCCGCCGAGGGCUCUGAGGGAGAAUCUGGUCCAGGCCUCUCCCAGCUUCUGGUGGUUUCCGGCAAUCUGUGAGGUUCCUUGGCUUGGAGAAGCAUCCCCCCAUCUCUGCCUUCAUCUUCACGUGGCCUUCUCCCUGUGUGAAGGCAAUCUGACCCUGCCCACCUGUGAAUGGCUGCAAGAAAGAAGAAAUUAAUGCACCCCCUCCUCAAGGAUGGUCAUUCCAGGAGCUGAUUUGCAAGACUGAUGGUCCUCUUUACUUCCCCACCGCCUCUCCCUCUCUCUCUAUUCUGCCUUUUUACUUUACUUCCCUGUCUGAUUCUAUAAAAGAAACUGGAAUCCAGACCCUGAUAAGGUGGUUAUUUUGAGACAUAAGUCUGCCAUCUUCUCGGUCUGCUGCCUUUCCGAAUAAAGUCGUAUUCCUUGUC
Balaenoptera ricei (Rice's whale) is the source of this 1459-nucleotide messenger RNA. RefSeq names its product tumor necrosis factor receptor superfamily member 22-like. Gene Ontology annotation, biological process: positive regulation of apoptotic process; TRAIL-activated apoptotic signaling pathway. Gene Ontology annotation, cellular component: plasma membrane; cell surface. NCBI's taxonomy places the organism in Eukaryota, Metazoa, Chordata, Mammalia, Artiodactyla, Balaenopteridae. The coding region runs from base 64 to 1227 and encodes 387 amino acids. Gene Ontology annotation, molecular function: protein binding. The transcript has 11 exons. The record is from RefSeq and is a predicted model, not a curated record.